AUGCUCCUCCUCACCACCAUCCUCACCCUGGCCGCAACCUGCCUCGCCUCCGCCACCCCCCUCGUCGACCGCGACGCAGGAACAGACCUCCUAAUCACGGACCUGCUCCGCCUCGACCGCGCCAUCAGAACCAUCACAACCGCCGCCAACAGCUUCACCGGCACCGCAGCCUCCUACGGCGCCAUCCGCGAGUCCAUUUCAGAAGUAAACCGUACCAACCGCAUCGCCUACUACGACGCCAUGACCAUCAAGCCUCAAUCAAUCCCCGACAGCAAUCGGAUCAUCGCCGUCGUUGCGAAUCCCAUUCAACCCGAUAUCACGCAAGCUGUCGAUGCCUUGAUUGCGAAGAAGGAUGCGAUCGAUAAGGGGGGGUUCAUGAAGGAGACGGCCGAUGGUCUUAAUCUCAUUUCGUAUGACCAUGAUACGCUCAGCUUGGUGGCUGUUGCGCCGAAGUUGAGUCCGGUGACGAUUCCGGCUGCGGCGCCGCCGGUGUUGCAGAUCGAUUUGGAUUGGAGGAGGGGCGUGGUUGCGUUUGGGGGUGUGCCGUUGGCGCCGAUUACGAUGUAG
Molecule: messenger RNA, 567 nt
Organism: Fulvia fulva
Lineage: Eukaryota; Fungi; Ascomycota; Dothideomycetes; Mycosphaerellales; Mycosphaerellaceae
Exons: 2
Coding region: 1-567 (188 amino acids)
Cellular component (GO): extracellular region
Source: RefSeq, a predicted model, not a curated record